Lactuca sativa (garden lettuce) is the source of this 414-nucleotide messenger RNA. Lineage: Eukaryota; Viridiplantae; Streptophyta; Magnoliopsida; Asterales; Asteraceae. The record is from RefSeq and is a predicted model, not a curated record.
AUGGUUGACUGCAGUACUGCGAACAAGAAGCCAUUAAAUGUUCCUUAUCCUCAUUGGCUUGAUAGUGAUGAUGAGGAUGACGAUAAUGAUGAUGCUGGUGAUGAAGAAGAUAAUGAUGAUGAUUUAGAAGCUGGUAAUAAAGAAGGGGAUGAUGAGGAAGAAGAAACUGAUAAACAUGAAGAAGAAUUAGCAGCUGAAAUGGGAGAAGACUUCACUCAGAAGAUGAACUCCCCUCCAUGGUUGAACAAGCACAUUCAUUUUUCAACUACUUAUUCAUCAUCUUCCUUUGUUGAUGACAGUGUACCUCGUGGAUCAACCCCUCCUGUUGGAGAGACUACUGAGCCAAUGAUCCAAGAUGAACUUUUUCCAAAAUCAUCUCCUUAUCCUCAAGAUGAUGUUAUUCCUCAAGCUUAG